AUGAGUCAGCCCAACCGUCAAGGACAGGGAAAUCCUCAGCAAAGUGCACAAGGGGGCCAGGCACCUGCGAUGAUUCAGCCUGCGCAAGCCACAAGCCUCCUUCGUGUACUCAAGGAACAACUAGAGCAAGCCAGACAGUGCACAGAUCCUGCCGAGGCCAGGCGCUACUACGCAAAAGCUGAGCAAAUAAAGCUGAUACUCAUGAACUAUCAAAGACAGCAGAAGGCUGCGGGAGCGCGUGCUCAGGGUCAAGGUCAGGGGCAGGCGGCUUCACAAGCUCAAGGAAGCCAAGUAGCUCAAGGCCAGGCUGGAGGAGGUCAAGGAAGACAAUUGGCCGGUAAUUCACAGAUGUUAGGACAGCAGAGAGCGGGCAUGGGACAAGGACAGAGCGCACCUCAGAGUCAGGGCCAGUCUCAAGCAAUGAAUCAACAGCAACCUCAGCUGCAACAAAUUGGUGGACAAGCUCGUGGUCCUGGAAUGGGUAAUAUGCAACCUUUGGGUGGUAACGCUCCAGCAACACUGGGAGUGAGACCACAAGGCACAAUUCCUAGCUCUCAAGUUACUCCAGAAAAGUAUCAACAGGUAAGACAGAGAAUACAAGAAGUUGAGAAAAAGAUUCAGGGCUUGGAGGCAGCGAAAAGAGGACAGUUGACCCCCGAACAAAGAGCACAGGUCGAUAGUCAGCUCACUGAAUGGCGAAACAAGUAUGCUCAGUUUCAAAGAUUUGCGAAUAUUAUACGAAGCCAAUUGAUGGAGAAGAACCGUCAGAAUAGUGCCGUUCAAGGAGGCUCCGCUGGCACUGCCGGGCAAACUGGUGCCAUGGGUUCGGGAAAUGUCGCUGAUCCAGGUAUUAACAUCCAAGGGCUGGCGUCAAGCCCUACGGUCCAAAAUGCGUCUGUUGCAGCUGCGACAGCAGCUGCUCAAAAUGCAGCACAGAGACCUUCAGUCACGCAGCAAAACAUGGGUGGUGCUGGGUCUCCACCAAUGAACCGUGGCGGUUCCCCUGCAGCCUACUCGCAGGUCAAAGCAACAAGUGGAUCUCCAGUCCCAGUGGGUGCGCCAACUCCAACAGCUGGAGCGGGAACUGGAGCUCCUGGUACCGCAAAUAGCGGAAUGGGUACCCCGGCUCCACAAGGCUCUGCAGCGGCUGCAAAGGGGAGAGAAUCGUCCCCAGCGGCCUCUACCAAGGAGCCUGGCGUCCCCGGCGUCAAUCUCUCAGGUAUCACAAAGCCUAGUGUGCCAUCUAUGCCAAUUCUGAGUACUAUCAACGUCAAGCAACCAGCUCCCGUGACGCUAAAACCAGGAGCCAAUAAUGUUCGCCCAACUUUGACAGGCGGCGGUGCUUCUGGCUUGGGUCAAAUCAUGGGUACCCCGGCAAUCACAAGAAUGCCAACCUAUGAUAUGGCUACUACUUCUGCUGCUACCCUCACCGACAACGGAGGCCGUGUGUUGACCAAGAGAAAAUUGAGCGAGCUCAUUAAUACGAUCGGCGCAGAUGAAGGAGACGGAAGAACUACGAUAGAUGGAGAUGUAGAGGAACUACUCUUGGAUCUCGCUGAUGAGUUUAUAUCCUCGGUUACGACAUUUGCGUGCCGCUUGGCCAAGCACAGAAAAACAGAUUCUGUUGAUGUCCGAGAUGUACAAUUACAUCUCGAACGCAAUUGGAACAUUCGUAUUCCUGGUUAUGCCAUGGAUGAGAUCAGGAGUAUGAGGAAAUGGCAACCAAGUUCAUCAUAUAACCAGAAGGUCUCUGGCGUGGAGAUUGCGAAGGCUAUCAACGGUAACAUGAAUUAA
Molecule: messenger RNA, 1794 nt
Organism: Candidozyma auris
Lineage: Eukaryota; Fungi; Ascomycota; Pichiomycetes; Serinales; Metschnikowiaceae
Exons: 1
Coding region: 1-1794 (597 amino acids)
Biological process (GO): RNA polymerase II preinitiation complex assembly; DNA-templated transcription initiation
Cellular component (GO): SAGA complex; SLIK (SAGA-like) complex; transcription factor TFIID complex
Molecular function (GO): TBP-class protein binding; protein heterodimerization activity; DNA binding
Source: RefSeq, a predicted model, not a curated record